Molecule: messenger RNA, 1816 nt
Organism: Suncus etruscus (white-toothed pygmy shrew)
Lineage: Eukaryota; Metazoa; Chordata; Mammalia; Eulipotyphla; Soricidae
Gene: FAM114A1
Product: family with sequence similarity 114 member A1
Exons: 14
Coding region: 54-1733 (559 amino acids)
Source: RefSeq, a predicted model, not a curated record
CCCGCCCGCGCCCUGCGCUCCCGCGCGCACAAGCCCGCCCGAGCGAUAUUAAAAUGUCUGACGAUGCCAGUGACACCCUAGCCACAGAAGACAAAACAGAAACGACCAAGAUGCCCAGUAGUAAUUCUUCUGCUCAAGAGGCAGGAGAGCAUAGUGAUUCGGCUGUAACUGAAAGUGAACCAAUGUUGGCUGACCCUGGAGUCGCACUUGACAAUGCAGCUACAGAGGGUGCUGAACUUGCUGACUCUGUGAAUGCUAAGCAACCCAGAGACCCUGGUGCCAGGGAGCCCCCCUACAAUGGAGAAGAGCCUGAGGAUGACCUGGUUGAGUGCAUUGACUCCGUCAGCCUGGAGACAGAACCAGGAUCUGAAAUACCCCUGAAAGAACAGAAUAAUCUGGCUUCCGAUUCUACUUCACAUGGUGGAAAAUGGACUGGGUGGGGCUCCUGGGGCAAAUCUCUGCUCUCUUCAGCAUCUGCCACAGUAGGUCAUGGAUUUUCAGCAGUCAAGGAAAAGGCAGGGGCCACCCUGGGGGCCCAUACUGUCCCUGCUGGCUCCUCCGAGGGGACUGAACCUGAGGCUGAACGUGUCUCUCAAACAGAUGCGGCACCAACUCAGAACCCUGUGGAUAGCCUGCCCACUUCCCCUUCAGCUGGGUCUCGGGGCAUGCUGUCAGCCAUCACCAACGCGGUCCAAAACACAGGUAAAAGUGUCUUAACAGGAGGCCUUGGUGCUCUGGAAUUUAUUGGCAAGAAAACCAUGAAUGUCCUCGCAGAAAGUGACCCAGGCUUCAAACGGACCAAGACCCUCAUGGAGAGAACUGUUUCCUUAUCUCAGCUGAUAAGGGAAGCCAAAGAAAAGGAAAAGCAGCGACUGGCCCAGCAGCUCCCAGAUGAGAGAACUGUGCACUACGGGCUGCUAUUUGAUGAGUAUCAAGGUUUGUCACACUUGGAAGCCCUGGAAAUUCUGUCCAAUGAAAGUGAAAGCAAGGUUCAGUCAUUUUUAGCUUCACUUAAUGGAGAGAAACUGGAGCUCUUAAAACAUGACCUAAUUUCCAUUAAAGACAUCUUUGCAGCCAAAGAAUUAGAGAAUGAAGAGAAGCAAGAAGAACAAGGCCUAGAAGAAAAGGGAGAAGAAUUUGCUAGCAUGCUAACAGAGCUUCUCUUCGAAUUACAUGUGGCGGCCACACCUGACAAACUCAAUAAGGCCAUGAAGAAAGCUCAUGAGUGGGUAGAAGAAGACCAAUGCAUUGGGUCUAUAAAUUUGACAGAUGAAUCAGAGGAAAAAACUGAGAAGGAAGAAACAGAAGAGAAAUCUGAAAACUCCAAAGAAGAAGGCAAAAAAGAAGAAAGAACAAAGACAAUUGAGGAAGUCUGCAAUAGGUCCAUUGAGAGUCUGGCAGAAGUAACUGCACGCUGUAUUGAACAGCUCCAUAAAGUAGCAGAAUUAAUUCUCCAUGGACAAGAGGAGGAAAAGUCAGCUCAGGAUCAAGCAAAAAUUCUAAUCAAGUUAACUACUGCAAUGUGCAAAGAAGUUGCUUCCUUAUCCAAGAAGUUUACGAAUUGUUUAACCACUGUUGGGAGUAACAAGAAGGCCGAGGUCCUUAACCCUAUGAUCAGUAGUGUGCUCACAGAGGGCUGCAACAGCACCACCUACAUCCAGGACGCCCUCCAGCUGCUGCUGCCCGUGCUGCAGUUUUCCCACCUUCACAACAGCUCCAGAACCCAUCCAUGAUCUGGGAAAGGCCCUACAGCUCUGAUCCUUCCCUGAAGGCAUGCUAUCCACACCAUGGGAGAAACUCUGAGCUCUUUUGCACC